This is a messenger RNA of Octopus bimaculoides (California two-spot octopus), 3750 nucleotides long. RefSeq names its product neuroepithelial cell-transforming gene 1 protein. Gene Ontology annotation, molecular function: guanyl-nucleotide exchange factor activity. Lineage: Eukaryota; Metazoa; Mollusca; Cephalopoda; Octopoda; Octopodidae. Gene Ontology annotation, biological process: positive regulation of Rho protein signal transduction. The record is from RefSeq and is a predicted model, not a curated record.
UAGUUUACAGUUGUAAAAACACGGUGCGGCAGUUGAGAAUUCAUUCAUAAGAAGAGAGGCAAACGAAUGCAAACAGAAACACCUACAUAACUGACGUCACCACCGUGUUUAUGAAUGAUUUCUUUUUCCAUGAAUGAAUGAAUGAACAAAUCGAUAACGAUACGCCACCAUCCGUAUAUUGGUUCUUCGUCACAGACUGUCUAGCAUGAUAGACGAGAGAAAGAGAAAGAAAAGCAGAGAUACGAGAAAGAGAAACAACAGACUACACUGCGCAUGCUCAGACCUAAAGCCGCUUACCAUAACGUAAUUGUAAAAGUGUCACUUGACAAGGAUUGUGAUACAAGUGAAAGAAAGACAUAACGAGAUUGAGUAAGAUAUGAUACUAAAAUGGCAUUUUGAUUUAGAAAGGAAAACCGUUUUCCAACUAGUGCCAUUACAGUGUGUAUAUUUACGGUGUAUAUACAGGAAGAGAAACGAAUAGCCAAAUUAAUUUGGAAAACAACGCAGGAAAAGGAAGAAAGAUACCUACCAUCAGGUGACGUUUGAUUGGAAAACACAGAAAGACAAUAACACAGACAUCGGCAAUUUGUUACAUUUAGCCUAUCCAGAUGAAGAUGCAGAUGGGAAUCAUUUGCAAAGACUGCGAAGAAGUGGUCAGUUUAAGACCAUCAACAUGUACCAGUGCCAUUUGUCAUCAGUGUCAUACUACAAGAAUUGAAAGACGGGAAACUAUUUUGGAAAUAUUCCAAACUGAAUUGAAUUAUGGUCGUGAUUUGAAGAUUCUAUUAGUGGAAUUCUAUGGUCCCAUCAAAGAAGCUGGUCUUAUCAACAACCAACAACUGACAGAAUUGUUCUUGAACUUGGAAGAGCUGGUGGACGUUAAUGAGAACUUCAUUGAGCAGUUGAACCGUGUCUUGAACAGUUCACCUCUUCAUAAUGAUAAGGAGGUUGACUGUGUUAAUAUUGGUCAAUUGUUCCAAGAAUCAAUCCAUAUGUUCAAGGCCUUUGAGAAAUAUUGCGUCAAACAGAGUGACGCCAUGGACCUACUGGAGAAAUUAGAGACAGAGAACGACAUUCUGCGAGCGUUCCUGCAAGUAACACAGGCUGAGAACACUACAGUUCGUCGCAUGAGUCUAAAGUCAUUCCUUAUGGUUCCUGUUCAAAGAGUUAUGAAGUAUCCAUUAUUGUUAAAUCGAUUGUACAAGUCAACUCCUCAGCACCACCGGGAUUCCAUUCCGCUUCACGAAUCAUUAGUUGGCUUAGAACGAAUUUUGGAAGAGAUUAAUGCUAAAAUCCAAGGAACUAAUACUCUGAGACUAACUCGCAAACGGUCGGAGCUAAGACGACACAGUUCUUCUGACAAGUUCGAGCUCAUCAAGACUGCUCUCAGUCAUUUGAAUUGGAGCCAAGAGGAGAUUCAUGACAUACUAGUCAGUUCUUUACUGACCACUCAACCACAAGAUCAUUUCUGGACUGGGAAAAAAAUCAGCAACUUGAAGUUUUCUCAGAUACACGCUGUCCUUUUAACACGUGGAGAGCCUCAGCCAGAAAGUAGCAUUACCAAGAAGUUACUCUUUACUCAGCAGUCUCCCAUUCAACAAGCAGCCUUGGUCACACUUCGCUGCAAAGGCAGUAGAUACCAACUAGUCCGGGAACCCCUGUUUUUGGACAAAUGUGUCAUAACUCUAAAUUCAGAAUUGUCUGAAAAUAUAUUUGAAGUCCAAGAUUGGAACAAAGAAACUUACUUGUUUAAGGGAGAAGACGACAAAGAAACCAAACGAUGGGUUGAGCACUUGAAGAGGUUGAGUCGAAACCUUGGUGUAUUUUGGAGACGUCGAAACGCCCUCCCAGAUAUUAAUAGCAACAGCAAAGGGUAGUUGUUCGUAAUGAAAUCUUUUCCAAACGCUAAAAAGAAUAUUUCCAAUUCUUUGUAUGUUUGUUUGCUGCUUCCGAGCAGAAAACAUCAUUCAACUAUAUUCCCUGUACGGACAGUUGCUUGUUGAAAGUUAAAUGAAGCGGACCGCUGCCUUCAAACUGAAAGACAAAAGAGAAAAAAAAAUCAGAAAAUAUUUCUGAAGUGCCAGGUUUAGUCGAUGUUAACGAAAUUUUGACACUAAAUCUACGCUGGUUUCUACUUGUUUUUAUGAUUUGCUCUAAACUAGCCAUUCGAUUGAACAGCUUUGUUGAUAAGAAGGAAGUCACCCUCAGUGAACAGCUUCAACGACACGGCACGAGAAUACACGCAGCCGGCACAAAUACUAGAUCAGUUAUAUUUUCUGAUAUUUAAAACGGCGUUGUUAUUUACAGUUGUGAUAUCCAGCAUUGGGGAUAUACAAUACGUAGAUAUCUCAUCUGAGAUUAUUAGAACAUUGAAAUCAUUUUAAAUUACAAAAUGGAGGAACUAUUUUCAAAAGGAGAAAAUGUGGAGGGAAUUUGAACUUUUGAUGAAAAACAUUCGGAAAGAAGAAUCUAUAUUGGUUAAAUAUAUGUUAACCACCUCAAACGUACACAUUUUAUACUUCUACUCCCUCCUCAGGGAAUCUUUUAAAAAUCCUACAUAGGCUUGGUUGUGGAAAAAAAACAAAUUGACUCGUAUAAAACUCAUAUAUAAACUAGUGUAGCAAAGAAAUGUGUGUAUUUCUUUCUGAAGCCUUCUUUCUCGUUUUUGUUUUUAAAUUCGUUAUAUCAGACGAAAAAUCAUAUUUUGAGUGAGAGAAGCGUUGAUGUUAUUGAAGAUAGCUGAGGAAGCUAAUCUUGACCGAUUUGUGGCCGAAGAAACUUCCACGGAUGAUAUUUAUAUAUUAUUUUGUCUCACCUUAUGCCACUGCCACAGACCUCUUAUCCCUGACCUCUACAAUUUGGCUACUGAUUUCAGUUGCAAAGAGGAUAGAUCGCACAUUUUUAACAUUCCUGUAUUUUUUGUGAUUGCAUAAUUGCGUAAAUAACUUGCCUUUAGUUACAAUCCACUGAUUUAAGGUGAGAGAGGAGAGCUGAGAUGGAAGCGUCAAUGUUUUUUUUUAUUGGCUUUUAUUUUUAAUUUUAAUUCAGUAAUAUCUCUUUUUAUUUUUUUUUUUUCCUUUUUAUUUCUUUUAUCUCCCCCUACCUUAAUUAAUUUUCAAGAGGCUGGAUUUUUUUUCCUUUUACAAUUUAAUAGCUAAAGCAUACAAAAGCUUUAAUGUCUUGCCUGACAAUUUUCUACCGAUGUGCUGUUAUGUAUGUGCGGGAGUGGGGAGUGGGAUGACGUGAGGAGGAAUCGCACAAACACUGUAAUGAUGGAAGUGAAUGAAAUCAGAGAUAGAAAUUUGAUGGAAUAUGGGAGAAUCAGCCACGGUACGCCAAUUUCUGUGAUGGUAAAAACUUAUUGGUUAUGAGGGACGAGUAAAUGAUGAGGAGGGGGAGGAUGAUGAUGACGAAGACGAUGAUGAAAUAAUUACAUUUGUUUUAUGAUACCAAAUCAAUAUCGCACAUUAUAUUUCUUAUUAUAUGUAUUUCGAGUGGAGUUCAUGUUAUUGUUUUUGUUCGUUUGUUUUUUUUUUGGGGGGGGGUUGAGAUUUUGAAUUUUUUUUUAAUGCUAAUAUGCUUGCACAGAUACGUAUAUAUCUAGAACGAUACAACUUCAGAGAACUAUAAACCAUAGAAAACUCUACAACAAUGCACAUAUUUGCAAAUGCGUGACAAUUAUACAUACACGCUUGUAUAUUUACAAGUAGACGCGCGCACACGAACUUAUAUAUGUAUAUUAUAUAUAUA